Molecule: messenger RNA, 1608 nt
Organism: Fusarium oxysporum Fo47
Lineage: Eukaryota; Fungi; Ascomycota; Sordariomycetes; Hypocreales; Nectriaceae
Product: Zn(II)2Cys6 transcription factor domain-containing protein
Exons: 2
Coding region: 37-1323 (428 amino acids)
Biological process (GO): regulation of transcription by RNA polymerase II
Molecular function (GO): DNA-binding transcription factor activity, RNA polymerase II-specific; zinc ion binding
Source: RefSeq, a predicted model, not a curated record
AUUAAGGACAAUCCGCUGUCGGUCCUUGGCAAUACGAUGAACGAGACGCAAGAGACUGAACAUAUCAAUUCUGCAGGAUCACGCUGUCCAUGCCGUCCUGUCCAACGUAGAUCGCACAAGAAGUCCCGAAAUGGCUGCCAAACUUGCAAGAAGCGAAGGAUUAAGUGUGACGAGAACAAACCGGUUUGCAAAAAUUGCGCUCAUCUCUCGUUCUCCUGCAGUUUUGAUACUGCAAGCGAUGCAGGAACAAAAACAACAGUUGUUCCUAUUCGCCCACGCCAGCGAGGCAGGCCCCUUGCCUUGGCACCAGAUCCUGGUACUGCCACCCAAGCUCUAGUGCCAAUUACUAUGGACCGCCAGCUCCUAUCGCCGAGCCAACAAAGCUUGUCAUUGAAUGUUGACGACCUUCGACUUUAUCAUCACUAUAUUACUGUGACAUCACUAACCUUUGGGGAUGAUGCCAUGUGGCAUGACAAGAUCCCACUUCUGGCUUUCGACAAUCAAUUUAUCCUUCACCUGAUGCUUGCUGUUUCUGCUCUCCAUUUAGCGCGGCUUCAAGCCCUGGAAGCAACCAAGUAUGAGAAAUUGGCCGAGCACCAUCACUCCAAAGCUCUGUCUCAUGUCACCAAUCUUCUUCCUCAAAUCAAUCACCAAAAUUGCUCCGCAUUGUACAUUGCCACUGUGCUUAUUUGCAACUAUGCCUUUGCAAAGCCACCUAAAAAAGGCCACCUUCUUGUUCCGUUCGAUGGCACUGAAACCGCUUGGUGGAAUCUCUUCCGCGGCGUUCGCUUUGUCAUCGAGACUAUGGGUUUAACAGCCAUUUUCUCAGGUCCGAUUGGCCCCUUUCCACCGAAAGCUGCCUCAGCCAUGCCACCGCCCGUGGGUAGAGCUGGAUAUAUCGCUUGGGAAAAGCCUCUCGCCGACUUGAGAACGAUGAUUCACGACUCUCAAACCCCAAGGCUUCCAGAUCUAGUGGAACUUUAUGAGGCUCUCGUAUGUUGUUUUAGUGGUGUUUUUGGAACUGCUCAUGAGCCUCAAAACGUUACGCAUGGGAAAACGCACAUCGUCAUGCGGUGGGUAUGGUUCUUGGAAGAUGACUUUACAAAGCAGGUCGAGAAACUGAAUCCUCAGGUUCUAGUUUUACUAGCUUACUUCUCAGUACUGGUUCAGACGCUGGAAUGCUUUUGGUAUAUGAGAGGAUGGGGUUGGCGUAUUUUAGAAAGCAUCACGGAGCAGCUUGACCCAGACUAUGCAGCAUGGAUCACCUGGCCACGGGAUCAGUUGAAACCGGGUUGCCCAAAUGGUUUAUCUAGCUUGGACUGAUAUCCAUUUGAUCUUGGCGUUGAUUCUAUAUGAGAUGGUCAAGGUAUCGGCCUGGUCAGUUUCCUUCUAUAUUUAGACCACUUUGUUUAUUAGUAGCACCGACAGUUGGAUCCCACGCAGCGUUGCAAAGGAGCUGAGCCUGUACUGAUCUAUCCCAGGAUUCUCGGGACAUCUCCAUGUAUUGAGGAUAUCGCACCAUUGAUCAGCUAGUCGCAGUCGUGGUCAAAAACGCUCGUGUCAGAUCGUCAGGUAGAAACCCUGCAGCACAUUCAUUCUGCAAUCCGC